AUGGGUCAGAAGACAGUUCUCAUUACAGGUUGCAGUGAAGGUGGGAUAGGUGACGCUCUUGCAAAGACCUUCCACAAGAAGGGGUUUCGGGUUUUUGCCAGCGCUCGGAACACCGCCAAAGUCCAACAUCUCAAGGACAUGGGUCUCGAUAUUGUACAACUAGAUGUUACUGACGAAGAGUCAAUCAAGCAAGCAGUGUCAACCGUGAAGGCUGCGACGGGGGGGAUAUUUGGACUUCCUGGUCAACAACUCAGGCGCAGCAUGCCCUUAUUGGAUUCGGAUGUCUCAAUCGCCAAGAACAUGUUUGAUGUUAACGUCUUUGCUGUCGUUACCAUAACUCAAGCGUUCGCGCCACUUUUGAUUGCUUCCAAAGGAACGAUUGUCAACAUUGGGUCAGUGCUUGGCAAAAUGCCAUUUCCAUGGCAAGGUUAUUACAAUGCAAGCAAAGCUGCAGUUGCCAUCAUGACCGAUCAGAUGCGUAUCGAGUUCUCUCCUUGGGGAGUCCGCGCAAUCCUCAUCACUACUGGUGCAAUUAGGACCAAGUUCUUCGACAAUCUUCCAAGUGCACCACGUCUACCCAAGAACUCUUUCUAUUACCCUGCAAAGGAUGUGAUUGAGUCAGCAUUGGAUGGAACUGAGGUGGCUAAAAAUGCUAUGGAUGUCAAUUCAUAUGCCGAGGUCGUGGUCAACAACGCAAUUCGAUCAAGCCCAAAGAAGCAUCUUUGGUCAGGGGGAGGGGCUUUGAUGACUUGGCUGGCUUCAGCAUUUGGCUGGUCGACUGUAUGGGAUACGUUGCUCCCUCCUGUCGCUCACAUGCCGGAUAUUACGAACAAGAUUCGUGACGCGGAGAAGGCUGAACAGGAUCGUCAGAAGGUAAAAUAA
Messenger RNA from Penicillium waksmanii, 882 nucleotides. RefSeq lists its product as uncharacterized. Gene Ontology annotation, biological process: phosphatidic acid biosynthetic process; triglyceride catabolic process. The coding region runs from base 1 to 882 and encodes 293 amino acids. NCBI's taxonomy places the organism in Eukaryota, Fungi, Ascomycota, Eurotiomycetes, Eurotiales, Aspergillaceae. Gene Ontology annotation, molecular function: triacylglycerol lipase activity; acylglycerone-phosphate reductase (NADP+) activity. Gene Ontology annotation, cellular component: endoplasmic reticulum; lipid droplet. The transcript has 3 exons. The record is from RefSeq and is a predicted model, not a curated record.